Molecule: messenger RNA, 3004 nt
Organism: Aphanomyces astaci
Lineage: Eukaryota; Oomycota; Saprolegniomycetes; Saprolegniales; Verrucalvaceae
Exons: 11
Coding region: 48-2942 (964 amino acids)
Source: RefSeq, a predicted model, not a curated record
UUUCGGUAGAACGCAGAUUUCACCACCACCACCGCCGUGGGGCGACAAUGUCCUUUAUCGAUGUGGCAGAAGCGCCGCUGCGGCCGCAUCGCCCGGCAUUUGAGCGGCUCAAGUCGAUCAAAGAUGUUCGGCAGGCCAUGACGAGGCAGCAGUCCAUCGUGGAUCAAGUGCUUCUCACGACGCUGUCCAAGGAGUCCGUGGGCCAUGGGGGGCACGGGGGGCAUGGGGGCGACAUGUUGCGGCAAACGGUGCGCAACACGAUGGUGUUUCAACUCAAGAAGAGCAUGGGGUCCACCCGAAGUAUCGGGAGCACCGUGUCGAGUGCAGCGAAGGCCGUCAAGAAAAUGUCCAUCGACGAGGAACCCUUGUCCAUCGUGGCCACGGUGCCAAAGCUCAUGGAGCACGAACAUCACGUAGAGGAAAUCCGGCAAGCCGUGAUCCGACUCGUGGCGGACGGGGAGAUCCAUACGGAACACACUGAAGGCGAGCGUGUGGCGUAUAACCGGCAAGGCGAUUUGAAAUACUACACGGACGAAAACCUCGAAUCCCGGCUGGGGCUCCGUGUCCACCCGUUGCUCGGCCGACUCACGUGGAUGUUUUGGCUCAUGGUGGGGUCCCAACACGCCAUGGGCAUGGAGUACGAAGGGUACCAAGGCAUCAUGGUCCGCAUCCACAAGGUCUUGAUCGAACUCUUUGAUAUUGAAGACUCCAAAGUGCUCAUUCGAGAGGACUGGGUUCGAGAUACGAACGCCACGCAUGAGCUGACGUACGAACUGUUUCACCUGUCGUUGUUCGAGCUCAUCGACAUCUGGUGUGACUCGCUCCGGCCCGACGACUAUUGCAACUUGCUCUAUCUGCUCAUGCAUGGAAUCGCACAAAUUCAAUCAUCGGGUUCGUUUCGACUGAGACGGCUCCAAGAUAUCAAUUACACGGACGUGGUCGAAGAAUUGCAUUUGCGACCUCGAACGCCGCUUCAAAUUGAAACUGAAUUGGACGCGUUGGAGGCGCAAUUGACUGCCAAACAUGCUACGGCGGCUGCCCCACCUCCCGACCAGACGUCAGCAGCCACGCCUGACGCCGCCGAAAACGCGCCGACGGUGGAGGCCACCACACCUUCCACCCCCCCCGAAGACAUCACGCUCAACGUCCCCUCCGGACUCAUGAUCCAGCUUGACCACGUCGAAAUCCGGCCAACCAAACUACACAAAGUAAAAAUGGUGUCGCAUGACUCAUCCACCGCUUACAAACCCGACGCGAUGCCCCUUCGAGUACUAACCGAGCCGCCCCCAUCACGCCCCGACGCGAUCGUCGUGCCUUCAGUUCCACUUGUUCAACAGCCUAAGCAACCCCAAACCAACGCCGAUUCGAAGUCACCUUUGGCCUCAACUCCGACCACCGCCACCCCCCCUCCCCCGUCGAUCGUCCCAGAACCAGUGGGCACGUCGCCGAUGGUCGAGCCGAGUCUCCAGUCGAACCGGAAUUACAGCCAAGCCCUACAGCCCACAGACAUGGCCAGCGUGCUGGCCAAUGCUACCUCUGCUUUCCGCACUGACGCGACUAGGACGAUGGAGUUCACUAGUGCACCGCAUAUUCGCCACAGUUCCCUCGCAAGGCCCACCAACACAAGACGAUCCGCACCCUACAAUCCCAACCUAAAAGACCCCACGUCUCCCCGAAAAGCGACGAAUCAAAAGAAGUUUACCGAUGCGCCUACCACGUCGUCGGGCUUUUUCAUCAAGUCUAUUGCCGGGCUCACACCAAUUCCAGCAGGACCCCCAAGUAUUAUCGCCCCCCCAGCUCAACUUGAGACCCCUCCACCAACCCAAUCCGUCAAUGCAGACACUGGUAGCCCUCGGCCCGUGUUUAACUUGGCGGGGGCCAAGAGCCCAAGGGGCCAUCCGGUUUGGAAACCCAAGCGUCCUGGGAACAACGAUCGGUUUGGACUUGGGAUAAACCCCCCCGGAGGUGAAGGCGGGGACGCGGCGUUUCCGGUAAAAGGGCUGGGGGGGUAUGCUGAAGGGGGAGGCACGCUUCCAGGCACAGGUCGUCUAAUCACUUACGUGGCAAGCUCUGGGCCGUCGUUGGACAUAGAGACUUUGACAGGCAACGGAAUUGGCAUUUUGGGCGGCAAACCCACGUACAAACCACCAAAGGACAGUGGCUCGAGCCGGCCCACGGGCGUUGUGAUGGCCCCCAAGCGCGAACAGCACGCAGCACCAGUGUAUACAACUUCGUACUCUUUGAACAAACCAGACACUCCAACUAGUGGGGGGGUAAAGCUGGACGAUGUACGGCCUCCCAUGUCGUCCAUAUCGAGCUCUCCAUCCCAAUCCCCAUACGACUACCGCGUCGGGGGCACCAAGAGGGGGCGGCAACGGACCAAGAAAGCAGAUGCGAUGGCGUCCGAAAUGGUGCACGACCUGGCCAGUCUAUCCUUUGGAACAACCCCCAAACCGCUAGCGAUGGUGUCGUCAGCAGCACCGCCCGUCGCAGGUUCCCCCCUCUCCCCCCCCACGCGAGACACAAACAAUUUGCGACUGGGGAGUCCAUCGGCGUACUCCAAGAUAUACCGAGGUGGCCAGCGCCUGCUUUCGCAUCUCACGAGUGGUCAAACAAUGGAGCAAGGCGUCAUGUUUGAUAGUCCGUUGGUCGCCCGAACUGUCAGCUCCUCCCCCAACCCCAACAGUCAGUCCAAAUAUCCCUCGUCUGGGGCGUUUCGCGGCAUUGCAGUACAGCCAGGGUAUGACCGCAACUUGGCCAACCUCCAGUUCAAAGUCCAAGCUCUGAAUGUUCCGUCAAAUACCAAGCCGCCCACUACCAUCACGGCCUCAAACGCUCGAAGUGUGGAGAUAAAACCAAGCACAGCGGCUACUGCACAGCCCACUGGAAUUGGACACGGACUUACCUUGCUCACCGCCACAGCGAUAACCAAACCGAGAUGAAGUUCGACGUUGUAAUAUACUCGGAAACAAAACUCACACAAUAACUUGAAACAAUGUGUGAG